GCUCUUGUUUGUGUUGGUUGCAAGUAAUUCUUAACCGUUUUGUGGUGAAGCUCUUGAGUUGAUUCCGUCUAUCCUACAGUACACUACAUGUUGUGGGGCCGAUGGGGUACGCCGCAGCUUAAUGAAGAGCAGUUCGUUUCGGUAUUAAUUCAUAGCAAUUUAAUUUCUGGUUUUUAACAUAAGCGAUGGCUGUUAACGGAUAUGUUCUCAGUAAUAUUCAACCGUCACCUCUCGUGCAGCGUAGGCUUCAGAAUAAUAAGCAGUAAUUGUAUUCGUCUUUCACCACUGCUUUUUUGUCCUCAUCCAGUACGCGUUUUUAUUUUUUCGCCUUAGAUGGAGUUGAAAAUGGAAAAGGAAAUGAAUCUGAUCUUUGUUGUUGCCUCCUGUUUGGCUUCCUGAUAUUUUAGGUUUUUGGACUACAUUUCUGUUUCAUUCCUGACUGUGAAUCAGUCUUUACUGGACCAAGAAGUGACCGUUUUCAGUUGAAAUGUGCUUGGUUUUUGAGAAAUUUGCCUUCCGCCAUUUUUUAAAAAGAAUUGGCGUGGAAAGAAUAACUUCACCGUCCAGUCGUGUUUUUAUAAAUGGUCUUCUAGUCUGUCUAAGCUAUACACAGACUUGUUUGUAACUGAAGCAGUGUUGACUAACCCAGGUGAUGUCACAGGAGUGGGUGUACUUUGAAAUCAGUAUCGGGACUGCUUUAAAAGGAUGUCGGGGAAGGUACACACCUCUGUCUAGUUUUUGCCUCAGACUUGAUUCGAACAAAAACUUUCGUACAGACGUGACUUCAGAGCUUUGCUGAUUCCACUUCGCCGCCCUCCUCUGCCCUGCCCCACUUCAUGUGCCCUGAGCUUCUCUUGCACCUGACAGAAGGGUGUCCCACUGAGGGACCGUGUCACAUCAGGAACCGCCCAACCUCCCCCCUCCCUCCCCCGUCUCAGUGACCUCCACCCUCUCUGAUGGAUCGUCGGCUGGCCUCCCUUCUGCUCACCACACUGCUCGCCAUCCUGAUCUCUGAGGUGACGACGUCCCGAGGAGAGAAGGUCUACACUAAUACAUGGGCUGUCCACAUCACCGGGGGAGAGGAGGAAGCCAAUCGGAUAGCCAAGAAGCAUAACUUCAUUAAUCACGGCAAUAUAUUUGGAGAUUACUAUCAUUUCCGGCACCGCAGGAUGGUGAAGAGGUCUUUAUCGGCACACAGAGGAACACACAUUCGCCUACAUGGAGAGCCCCAGGUGACAUGGGCAGAACAGCAGGUGGUGAAGCAGAGGAAGAAGAGAGAUAUUUACUCUGAGCCAGCUGACCCCAAGUUUGCAGAGCAGUGGUACCUGUAUAAUAGUAAGCAUCGUGACCUCAAUGUGAAGGAGGCCUGGAAGCAGGGUGUUACUGGUCAGGGGGUGGUGGUGUCCAUAUUAGAUGAUGGAAUUGAGAAGAACCAUCCGGACCUUGAGCACAAUUACGAUCCGGAUGCCAGCUAUGAUGUGAAUGACGGGGACCCAGACCCACAGCCUAGAUAUACACAGCUUAAUGAUAACAGGCACGGGACACGCUGUGCUGGAGAGGUAGCGGCUGUAGCCAACAACGACAUCUGUGGUGUCGGGGUGGCCUACAAUGCCAAAAUCGGAGGCGUGAGGAUGUUGGAUGGCGAGGUGACGGAUGUGGUGGAGGCCCAGUCUCUAAGUCUCAACCCUCAGCACAUCGACAUCUACAGUGCCAGCUGGGGACCCGAGGAUGACGGCAAGACUGUGGACGGACCCGCCAAGCUGGCCAAAGAGGCCUUUCUGCGAGGGGUGACUGAGGGUCGUGGCGGCCUUGGCUCCAUCUUCGUCUGGGCGUCGGGGAACGGUGGGCGGGAGAAGGACAGCUGCAACUGUGACGGCUACACCAACAGCAUCUUCACGCUGUCCAUCAGCAGCACCACGCAGUGCGGCAUGGUACCGUGGUACAGCGAAGCAUGUUCUUCCACCCUGGCCACCACCUACAGCAGCGGAGGCUCCAACGAGAAACAGAUCAUCACUACAGAUCUCAGGCAGAAGUGCACGGACUUCCACACGGGCACAUCAGCAUCAGCUCCUCUGGCUGCUGGCAUAAUAGCCCUCGCCUUGGAGGCCAACAAAAACCUGACAUGGAGGGACAUGCAGCACCUGGUAGUGAGGACAUCUAACCCCGCCCACCUGCUCACAGACGACUGGAAGACCAAUGGGGUUGGCCGCAAAGUAAGCCACUCAUAUGGUUAUGGCCUGCUGGAUGCUGCUGCCAUCGUGGCCCUGGCCCAGAACUGGACCAACGUGGGCCCUCAGCAGAAGUGUGUCCUCUCCAUGGUGUCUGAACCCAGGAACAUUGCCAACCACUUGGUGAUCUCCAAGAGCGUGGAUGCAUGCCAGGGGCAGCCCAAUUUUGUGAGCUCUCUGGAGCACGCUCAAGCCCGGCUAACCCUGUCUUACAACCGGCGGGGAAACCUUGCCAUCUACCUGAUCAGCCCACAGGGCACCAGAUCGACUCUGCUUGCUCCUAGACCUCAUGACUAUUCCUCUGAAGGCUUCAAUGACUGGGCCUUCAUGACCACCCACUCCUGGGACGAAGACCCUCGUGGCGAGUGGACACUGGAGAUGGAGAACGUGGAGGGAGCCAGCGACUACGGCACUCUGACUCAGUUCACGUUGGUUCUCUACGGCACUGCUGCUGGCUCUUCUACACCAGACUCCAGCCAGCCUCCUGAUGAUGGUUGCAAGACCUAUGACCUCAGUCAGAUCUGCACAGAAUGCAACCCAGGCUUCUACCUGUUCCAGAAGGGCUGUGUGCGAGAGUGUCCAGAAGGCUUCACUCCAGCCACCCGCACUUCCUUCUCUACCAAUGAAGUGAUUCCGCUCCAGUACGCGGCCUGCCAGCCCUGCCAUGUGCUCUGCCUCACCUGCAGGGGCACUGGCCCUCAGGACUGCCUCAGCUGCCCGCCACACCGCCACCUGGACCCGGUCACUAAUACCUGCCUGCACCAGAACCAAAUCCAGCGCGAGUCACCCGACAGCAACCCAUACCAGCAGGUCUCUGGAGGCUCGUCCUGGGUCAUGGGCCUGGAGCUCUCCUCCAGCCUGCCCGCCACCGUGGCAGUGCUCAGCUGUGCCUUCAUUGCCGCCACCUUCGUGGCUGUGUUCGGCCUGCUCCAGCUGCGCUCCCACAACCUGACCAAGGUGUAUUCACCAGAGGCGGGCCCAGUCUCACUCAUGCGCACCGGCUUCGGCCUGGGCCUUGGCCGGAGAGGAGUCGUGUCCUAUAAGGGCAUCCCCACCGUGUGGCAGGAGGAUGGCGCCAACUCCGAAUCCGAGAAUGAUGAGUUCGAUAUCCACGAGAGAACUGCCUUUAUCAAAACACAAAGUGCCCUUUAACCCUUUCCCACCCAGUUGGGGCCCCCGAGGCGUCAACCAUUAUGGCCCUCACCUCAUUUCUUUUGAUGGCCACUGUCAUGUUUUCUUUCACGGGUUCCUUUCCUCUCCUGCUUCUCUUGGAGUUCAGUCCUGCUGUUUAUUUAUCUUAGUUCUUAUAGCGGCGAGCUAGAAGGCCGGGACCACCCUGAGCAUACCUGUCUGAUCCACCUUUCCCAUUUACCUGGCCUGCUCGCACAUCUGUGCCUCUGUAUGAAAGCCUCCAACACCAAAUGGCUGGAAAGUGUUCAAGAACAGUUAAUUGGUCCAGGUUGCCAGCAGGGUUCUCCAAAACCACAAUAAAAACAUGAUUGUUAUUUAGCCUCUCCCUCUUCAUUUCAGUCCCAUCUCCAAAUGCCUAAUGAGAUUUAAGGGGAAAAAAAACAACUAUGUAAUUUGUAUAUGUGAUGCAUCAAAGAUGGGUUAAGUACUUAAUCACGACUGAUUCAUUUAGUGGGAAGUGAAUCACUAUGGAAGAACUUGCUGAAUCUUGCCUAUGCUGGGGGCCUUUCAUUAAUUUCCUUUUUUUUGGGGGGGAUUUGAGGUUUGGAGUCAUGAGGCUGGCAUGUGUUUCUGUUUGUCUUUCUCACACACGCACACAUUUACCGUGCAGACCCUGAGCAUGAUGCUCCCACAGAGCAUUUUAAAAACACUGAACUCAUGUGAUGUUUUUUUUCUCUAUUUGUUUACUAAAGGCAGUUUAAACUGCAGUAACCUUGAGUGCUCUCCUCCUCCCUUCCUCUCCCUCUCUGUCUUUCUCCCCCCCCAUUUGUCCAUCUCUCUCCAUCUUGCCCUGUCUGACUUUCUCUGGCUCCCUGUAGGGGAGUUGUCCAUACUCACUGGCAGCUUCUCUGAGCCAGUUCUACAGUGUUUGCACCGAGCAGAACACUCUUGCUUUCUUUUGCAGUUAAGGCUUUGGAAAAACACUAGUGGAGCUUCUCACUGUUGCUCUUGGAGAAGCCUUGAAAUUAUCGAGAUGAGGCAUUCACAUUUCUUUCUUCUCAUCUUUAUAUCACAUGUAGAUAAUGUGACAUGUUUUUUAGCAAUGUAAAAGUGGCUUUUUGAAAAUGAAACUACAAGGGCUCAAGUGAACCUAUGAACAUUUUAAUGCAGCUAUUAGGUGAAUGAGGCAGGGAUUCAGAAAAGAUUUAUUCUUUGACCUGGCUGGAUCAGUAAAGAAUUAGAAUGUCAGGUUAAUAUUCAUCAUCUCUUAUUUCAGUUCACAAUGGUGUCCAUUGUCAAAUCCAUAAAUAUUUUUGAACAUGGAGGUUUUUUUAAAUCACAUUAGUCUCUCAUUUUCUGUCCGUACAUAAAUAAUUGUUGUAUCAUGGGGUUCCAUCAGAGUUUAUAGGGAGUUCUUUUUAUAAAACAAUGUCUGAGGGGAUGGUUUGGAAGUGAAUUGAAAGAAAACCAUUGCUCUUUUCUGCUCUCUGAAAUUCUAAACACAUUUUCAUAUUUUCAGUAGUAACAAAUAGCAGGUGUUUUUACUUUUUUUGUUUAAAUACAAGUGACAUGACACUAAGAACAAGCUGCACAUCUCCCAUUUUACUAGUGCAGUAUGGAAGACUGCACUCAAGAAAGCAUGUUAUUUCAGUCAUAGUUUGACUGUUGCCAAAACACUGUCGCUUCCAAAGUCUGCUGUGGAUAUUUAUACACUAUUAAAUUCAUAGAGCUGCAAUGUUUGUAAAUGAGUGUCUGCUCUGGGCCCAGUCUAUGGCAUACUGAGGGGCAAUCUUGUAAGAAGCAUUGGCAUUGCUCAAUUAUUUUUUUGUUUGUUUGUUUUUGUUUAGUUUUUUGGUCAUAAUUAUUACUUUAUUUAUUGUUUCUUGGGUUGUGCACUCAACCUUCAUUGUAGUGCAAGGUUGUUUGAGCAAUAGGUUGUCUCUCCAAUUACAAAUCUAAUGAGUUUUAUGUCGGUGAAAUAUCUUUUAUCAGCAUAAGUUAUGCUGUAUAAUAUCGUUUUAGGGAAUAAGAUCUUCCCUGUUUUUAAAUCUUUAAUUAAACUCUGUCUUGAG
Messenger RNA from Electrophorus electricus (electric eel), 5431 nucleotides. It is a transcript of the gene furina, whose product is annotated as furin (paired basic amino acid cleaving enzyme) a. Gene Ontology annotation, molecular function: serine-type endopeptidase activity. Gene Ontology annotation, biological process: peptide hormone processing. Lineage: Eukaryota; Metazoa; Chordata; Actinopteri; Gymnotiformes; Gymnotidae. Gene Ontology annotation, cellular component: trans-Golgi network; Golgi membrane. The record is from RefSeq and is a predicted model, not a curated record.